AUGAUUAAUAGCUUAGAACCAAAAAUAGCUUGCUCUUAUAACCCAGAUCACUUGGUAAACCCUGCGAGAUUGCUUUGGCAUUACACAAAGUGCCCAGAUCGAAAACACAUGAGUCAAAUGUUCAAGAUUUGCCCUUACAACCCAGCACACCAUAUUCCCAACUGUGAACUGUACAAUCACAUGAAGCGCUGCCCAAACGCGAAAGUUCAACUUAAGUUGAAUUUCAGAAAUGAUGAAGAUCCAUGGGGUUAA
Blepharisma stoltei is the source of this 252-nucleotide messenger RNA. Lineage: Eukaryota; Ciliophora; Heterotrichea; Heterotrichida; Blepharismidae. The record is from the annotation of a GenBank genome assembly.